This is a messenger RNA of Cydia amplana, 839 nucleotides long. Its product is annotated as FGFR1 oncogene partner 2 homolog. The record is from RefSeq and is a predicted model, not a curated record. The transcript has 5 exons. The coding region runs from base 170 to 802 and encodes 210 amino acids. NCBI's taxonomy places the organism in Eukaryota, Metazoa, Arthropoda, Insecta, Lepidoptera, Tortricidae.
CACUCGCCCCAUGAAAGGCAUGAAAGCUAAUGGCCGCCAAAUUCUAUCCACGAAACAGCUGAUGUGCGUUGUUGUUUCUCAAUUUUAAAUUGGUAUUUUCACGGGAUUCACUGCGGCAAAGCACUUAGAUGAUACGUUAUUCGUGUAAUUGUUUUGUGUGGAAUUCAGGAUGUCACUGACCAUACAACAAAUAAUUUUGGAUGCAAAAAGACUCGCUGGCCGUCUUAAAGAACGCGAAACCGAAUCGGAUGCUUUGCUAACUGAAACUCAAUCUGCAUAUCGUCAAAUCCAUACCAUGAAACAGUACAAAGAAGAGGUUGAUACACUGAACGAGGCUUCACGUGAACGCCCCCGUGGAGCACUUAUAGCCAGCAUAGAAAGGGAAUCUCGAUUAAUGAGGGAUGUUCAACGGGAGAAUGGGGAGCUCCGGGCUGCACUAGAAGAUCACAGACGGGCUUUGGAGCUCAUCAUGUCUAAAUACAGACAGCACACCGAAAAGAGAGUGUGGGAGUCCAGAAUAGAUUUUACAGCAGCUGUCAAUGAAAAACAACAAGAGCUCAUUCGUAAACAAGCAGAGAGAAUCAAUGAAAUGACCAGUAUCAUGUACAAAGCAGUGAAUAUGGAGGAGAAUGGUGAGAUAAGGAGGGAGGAAGAGGUGUACCACAGGCUCAUCACUGAAAACAAGGGGUUGCGAGAGAUGCUGGACCUGUCGCGGCGGUACGGGUCGGACCGCGCGGUGGCGCCGCCCACCGAGGACAAGGACGUGCAGACGGACGGGCCGCCGCCGCCGCCGCACGCGUGACGCGCUGUCACCGCCGCCCCCGCCCCCGCCCCCGCCA